Messenger RNA from Tetrahymena thermophila SB210, 1710 nucleotides. RefSeq names its product RING finger protein. NCBI's taxonomy places the organism in Eukaryota, Ciliophora, Oligohymenophorea, Hymenostomatida, Tetrahymenidae. Gene Ontology annotation, cellular component: ubiquitin ligase complex; cytoplasm. Gene Ontology annotation, molecular function: ubiquitin protein ligase activity; ubiquitin conjugating enzyme binding. The transcript has 2 exons. The record is from RefSeq and is a predicted model, not a curated record. Gene Ontology annotation, biological process: ubiquitin-dependent protein catabolic process; positive regulation of proteasomal ubiquitin-dependent protein catabolic process; protein polyubiquitination.
GUUUGAUGAUAUAAAUCAUAAAAAUUAGUUAAGCAAUUUAGAAUAAAUCAAAACAAAUCAAAUGUAUCAAUAAUAAUUUUAAUUAGAAGACAUAUUAAGCAACGUAUUUAAAGGAAACUUUUUAGAACUAAAUGAAUUAGUAUAUUUACAAUCAAUAGAUGCCAUAAGCUUUCUAUGUAAGUAAAAGGCUAAAGUAAAACUAAAUCAGUUGACAUCAGUGCUUUGUAAAAUAUGCCACAAUAUGAUUAAAAAAGAUGAUUACUAAUAAAAUCAAAUUUUUAAAUUAAAUUGUUAGUGUUGUUUUUUCUGUCAUCACGCAUGUUUGAGAGAACAAAUUCUUCAAAAUAAGGAUAAAUUUGAGAGCUUAGAAAAAGUUGAAUAACUAUUAAAUGAGUGUAUUUAAUGUGAUUAAGGUUGUGCUUCUAAUCUUGUGAAUAUUCAAAUGAUUAGAUAAGCGCUUUCAACUAAAGAAGUUCAAAUGUAUCAAUUUGAAUAUUUCGAAGCAUAAUAGUAAAAAGAGAAGAAGUACCAAUAAAUUUUGGAAUUAGAAAAGUAGAAUUAAGUGAUUGAAUUUUAGUGUGCUAUUUGUUUAGAAGAGAUAGAUUUAAAUUAAAAUGGCUACAUUUUAAAAUGUGGCUGUAAAUUUUGUAGGAGCUGCUUAAAAGAUAGUAUAUAAAACUCGCUGAAAGAAAAUAUAAAUUUAGAACUAGAAAAUAUUUUUUGUCCAAAUGGAGAUUGCAAAAAAGUGCUAGAUUUUGAUGACAUCACUUUUAUCUUACAAGAGGAUAAAGAAAUGAUAGAAAAGUUAGAAUAAAAAAAUAUCAAAUCAAUGUUUGAAAGAAUGAAAAGAGAGAAUCCUAAUUCUAUGGAGGAACUUAUUGUUUGUCCGGGAAAAUAUAAGAUUUAAAAAGGAAGUGAAAAGGUUAUAUACAUCCCUAAAGAAUAAAUAGAAAAAUAAAGGCAAGGCAGUGCAAAUAUUCCUUUAGAAGAUAAUGAGAUAAUUGUAGAUUGUAAUUUCACUUUUAUUCAAGAUAGAUCAGAAAAGAAACUCAGGCAUAAAUGCACAAAAUGUAAAUAUGAAUUUUGUCUUAAUAAUUGUGAUUCAACUCAUGAUGGUUUUAGUUGUGAAAAUUAUUAAAAAUGGAAGAUGGAAAAUAAUAAAGAUUAUAGAAAAGAGCUAGAAGCAUAAGGUUUUAAAUUUUGUCCAAAUUGUUCAAUUUUAACGUAAAGAACAGGUGGAUGCAAUAGAAUUAUAUGCACAAAUUGCAAAAUAAGUUAUUGCUAUCUUUGCUACUUUUCAGCCAAAACUGAAAGUGAAGUUUAUGGUCAUUUAAAUAAAGUUCAUGGAGGUUAUUUUACUAAUGCAUGAGUAUUUCAUCCAUCGUCUUCUUGAUGAGAUUCUUUUAUAAUAUUGGUAGAGUCAUACUUAGGACCUGGCAGUUGUAAUUCUUAGUUUUUAGAUGUUCUCUUUCCAUCUCUUGACGCUUAAUUUUUAGAUUACUCAAGCUUAGAUUUAGCAUUCGUUAGACUCAUUUCACUCAUUUUAUAUUUAAAUGUAUCUCUUUCUACCAUGUUUUUAUUAUGUUAUAUUUCAUAAUCACGAAUUGUUUGGUGUUAUAUCUUUCUAUCUUCACGAAUUUGACGAUAAAGUACUUCAUUUUCUUUAUUAGCUCUCUCCAUAUUCUCAUCAUAUUGUUCAAUAAACUCAAG